AUGACCGAAGGAGAUAACAAAGUCGCCGAGGAGAUAUCAAAUGAACCUCAGGUGACACCAGAGGCUCAGGUCCCUGAACAGACAGAUGAGCCUAUUGAACAGGCAACAGGAGAGCCAUCCGUAUUACAGUCGACACAAUCUCCAACACAUCACGACAGUGCGCCGGCUAGUGCAGUGGAGGGUGGCCGAGAAGUUUCGAAAAAAAUAUUAUAUGUUGGUGGGUUGCAUAAAUCAGUUUCUGAUGAAGCAUUGAAGGACUUGUUUUCACAAUCUGGUAAUAUCCAGUCAGUGAAGAUAUUGAAUGACAAAAAUAGACCAGGAUUCAAUUAUGCAUUUGUCGAAUUCGACAAUACUCAUUCUGCUGAGGCUGCUUUGAGAUCACUCAAUGGAAGAAUCGUUAACAAUUCCGAAAUAAGAAUCAAUUGGGCUUAUCAGUCGUCGAAUAUCAACUCAGAGAACCCAGAUGAACCAAUAUUCAAUAUUUUUGUUGGGGAUUUAUCCCCUGAAGUGGACGAUGAAACUCUAACGAAAGCAUUUUCAAAGUUCAAGUCUUUGAAACAGGCACAUGUAAUGUGGGACAUGCAAACCUCCAGGUCUAGGGGUUACGGGUUUGUGAGCUUUAGGGACCAAGCCGAUGCAGAAUUGGCUCUCCAAACCAUGAAUAGAGAAUGGAUAAGCGGGAGAGCAAUUAAAUGCAAUUGGGCAUCUCAUAAGCACAUGAACGACAACAACAACCCUAACCACUACAGAAAUAACAUUCGCCAUAACCGUCAGUAUAGGCCAUUCAAUAACAUGAUGCUCGCCCCUCAGCAAAUAGGUGCUCAGAAUAAUGGCAUGCCUAACCAAUUUGCUCCUCAACAACAACCAAAUAUGCCUCAUGGUGUAGCUCAGCAAGUGGGUGUUGGGGGUAAUAUGCCAAUUGGUGGAGGAAACAACGGAGUACAAAAUAACAUGUCUCUUAUGUCGCCUCAAUCUUAUGAUAUUGUUUUGAGACAAACUCCAUCGUGGCAAACGACUGUCUAUUUAGGAAAUAUUGCACAUUUCACCCAGCAGUCCGACUUGAUCCCAUUAUUACAAAAUUUUGGAUUCAUAGUUGAUUUUAAGUUCCAUCCAGAUAGAGGUUGUGCCUUUGUUAAGUUUGAUUCCCAUGAACGAGCUGCAUUGGCUAUUGUACAGUUAGCUGGUUUCACCAUUAACGGUAGACCACUAAAAUGUGGUUGGGGAAAAGAUAGGCCACCUAUGGGGCAAUAUCAGAAUUUCCCCAGGGGCGUGCCUCCUUCGAUGUAUGGACAGAGACCUUAA
Molecule: messenger RNA, 1302 nt
Organism: Priceomyces carsonii
Lineage: Eukaryota; Fungi; Ascomycota; Pichiomycetes; Serinales; Debaryomycetaceae
Exons: 1
Coding region: 1-1302 (433 amino acids)
Molecular function (GO): mRNA binding
Source: RefSeq, a predicted model, not a curated record